Molecule: messenger RNA, 1736 nt
Organism: Punica granatum (pomegranate)
Lineage: Eukaryota; Viridiplantae; Streptophyta; Magnoliopsida; Myrtales; Lythraceae
Source: RefSeq, a predicted model, not a curated record
CAUCUCCUCGUGCCCCUCUGCCGCAUUGGCUAGGGUUUUCCCGCUCAGACUCUACUCUCUGUCUCUCUCUCUCUGUAUAUCUCUGCGUUGAUUCGAAGCUGUUUAUCGAUCGCUCAUGGCGAUGAGUACGUGAUACGGCUUUAAGGUUGCUAUUUAGUGAAAGGCUAAAGCCCUCAUCGUCUCCGUCUGCAAGAGGAAUUGCACAAAAAUGGCGACCGCCAAUCCAUUUGAUCUCUUGGUUGACGAUGACAACGAGGACGUCACCCAGCUCGUCGCCGCCGCUCAGCAGUUGAAGGUCGAGAAGCCUAAGAAAGAUUCGUCCCCUGGUCAAGGAGCUCAGCCCGCAGCUAAGCUCCCUUCCAAGCCGCUACCUCCUGCUCAAGCUGUGAGAGAGGUGAGGAAUGAAGGUGGGCGUGGCGGCGGCCGCGGUGGACGUGGAUAUGGUCGAGGCCGCGGAGGAGGUCGCGGGUCUGAUCGAGACUCAAACAACUAUGAGAGUUCAUUCAGCAACAACAAUGGAUUCUCUGGAGGUUAUAGACCCUCAGAAGAAGGAGACUCUGGGAGAGCAUCUGAAAGGCGUGGUGGGCCUCGCGGUGGGUACCGUGGUGGUCGCCGUGGCGGUUUUAGCAAUGGAGAAGAUGGUGAGGGUGAACGCCCUCGGAGGGUAUUUGAACGUCGUAGUGGGACUGGACGAGGGAAUGAGCUGAAACGUGAAGGUGCUGGCCGUGGAAAUUGGGGAACUCCUGCUGAUGAAGUUGCAGUUGAGGUUGUGGAGACUAUUAAUGAAGUCGAGAAAACUGUGGAUGUGGAGAAACCAGUGGAUGAAGAUGUUGCUGAUGCUGGAAAGGAGAGUCCUGUUAAGGAGCCUGAGGAGCAGGAACCUGAGGAUAAGGAAAUGACUUUAGAGGAGUAUGAGAAAGUACUUGAAGAGAAGAGGAAGGUUUUGCUGGCUUCGAAGACUGAGCAACGGAAGGUGGAUACAAAAGCCUUCGAGUCUAUGCAACCACUUUCCAACAAGAAGAACAAUGAUGAUGUAUUCAUCAAGCUGGGGUCUGAGAAAGAUAAGCGCAAGGAUGCUGACAAGGAAGAUAAGGCCAAGAAGUCUCUGAGCAUAAAUGAUUUCCUGAAGCCCGCUGAAGGGGAUAGGCAUUACAGCCCAGGCAGUCGUGGUCGGGGCCGUGGCCGUGGCCGUGGACCAAGAUCAGAUGUCUACACUGGUGGUUAUGCUGCUGGCAACUCGUACUACAACACAACAGCUCCAGCCAUCGAGGAUCUUGGGCAGUUCCCCUCACUUGGGGGCAAAAACUGAGGUUUAUGCCCCAGUCUACUCAAGACUCGCUCUUCUGUUUCUUAUGAAGUUUAUCAUCAUCAAUCAAUAUCUAUUGAAGAGCGAGUGGCUCGAUCAAUUUGACAGGAUUGAUAUUUUCUUAAUAUUUAGAGACCCUUUUUUGAUGUCAUCUGUCUCUUGUUUUUUUCUUUGGUGUAAAUUUUAGUUAUUUGGUCUGCCGGUUUUUAUUCACCGGUGGGUUUUUGUUGCAGACUUACUUUGACUCAAACCACUUUUAAAAUAUUUUUGUUAUAAUGAGGUCUACCGUUUUUAUAGAGGGGUUGGCAAAGUUUAGAUUGGGUAUUUACGUUAUAGGAAGUGGGGAUCGUAGGUUUUUGACUUAUUCGAUUCCAUUCCUUCUUGUGCUAAAUUGAAUUUGUUGCAGUUCUUAAUAAGAAUUCAAUUGGAA